Messenger RNA from Suillus paluster, 1231 nucleotides. RefSeq lists its product as uncharacterized. The transcript is spliced from 5 exons. Lineage: Eukaryota; Fungi; Basidiomycota; Agaricomycetes; Boletales; Suillaceae. The coding region runs from base 239 to 1057 and encodes 272 amino acids. The record is from RefSeq and is a predicted model, not a curated record.
AGUAACUGUGCAGGGCAUGGUUCUACAUCCACUUUUACUCCCGGGUCUAGUCAUGAUAUCGCGCCCAGUUGACAGCCUUCCAGAACUGUCACAUUCUCUCGAGAUACACGCGACGAGGCCGCUAUCAAGCACUGCCCUUUGUCAACCAAGGUUUCAUACAAAGGCAAGCAGCCAUCGUAUCAUUUCCCUCAGUUUUCAAUUUAUACUUCUUCCUUCCUCAAGUUAAUCUCGAGUAAACAUGGGUCUCAGCCCCAAAGGCAUCCUUGCAGCGGUGACAAUCGCAAUGUAUACCCCCUUCCUACUUGCUUCCUUCAAAGUGGUGUCCAAGUACGGUAUAGCACGAGGGUGGAUCUUGUUGAUGUUCUUCUGCAUCAUUCGAAUCAUGGGUGGUUCUUUUCUUGUUGCAGCUGAAGAAAUUACGCCCGUCCACACUGGACUUUACAUCGGUGGUUACGCCCUUGAAGCAAGUGGCCUAUCCCCACUGUUACUUUGCACGCUCGGUCUGUUUCACUUAGUAUUCCAGACCCCUGAUGGUGGAUCAAGAUUUAACAAGCCAUUGCUCCUUCUUGAACUCCUCGGUUUGGCCGCCGUCUGCCUUACCGUCUUUGGUAUCGUCAAUUCGUCAAGUUCGAGUGCGAACAUCAUGCGCCGGACAGGUGUCAUCCUCUUUGUCGUCCUAUACAUUAUUGUUGUCGGCAUUUGCCUCUUUCUAUGGAGCCAAGUCCGCUCUGUCAUGAAAUACCGAAAGCAGCUCCUGAAGGUCAUCUCCAUCGCACUUCCAUUCCUGGCGGUCCGGACGGUGUACAGCGUCCUGUCCAUGUUUUCUUCGAGCACGUUUGUCGUUUCGACGACAUCCCCCCAACCCAACACUAGCGACCUGGCGAAGUUCAACAUACUCACGGGCGAAUGGCAAAUCUUCCUCGUAAUGGACAUGCUCAUGGAGUAUGCGGUUGUGAUCAUCUACACUGUUGCCGGUCUCGUGCUGCCCCUUAACCUGGAUUAUAAAUCCCCUGACUUGGAUCAAGACGAGUACUCCUUGAGCAGGCCUCAAUAUUGAUGGUGGGCGUCGAAGCACCAGUCAAUUAGAGUGGCGUCCAAUUGUGAAGCGAUCAGAACGGUUCUGAUAGGAGUCUUUAUUUAAUGGUGUAAUGAAAGUGUAACGAAAUUUUAUUUCUGUCUUGUGUUCAAUACCACUGGAUAUUGAUAUUUUGCGACUGCAUGCUGUCCGUUC